Schistosoma bovis is the source of this 3583-nucleotide messenger RNA. The record is from the annotation of a GenBank genome assembly. Lineage: Eukaryota; Metazoa; Platyhelminthes; Trematoda; Strigeidida; Schistosomatidae.
CUUUCUACAUCGCAACCAGUCAACCCAUUGUCUGAUAAUAUGAUAGCUGCUGAUAUCCGGCAUCUCUACCGUUGAGAUAGACGCACUCGUUCAAAUCAUAAGAUAUACAAAUCUUAGAAUAACUACCAAAUCGACUCAAAUAAGUGUAGUGAAAUAGCUAUAUCACAACCCAUUGGACAAUAAGAGGCAAGCACAAAGAAAACGAUCGGGUUAUGCAAACACGUGAUAAUGUUAUUGGAUAUUGCACUGGUUUAAAAUGUACAGGGUGACUUGAAACCUGCUCAAGGUCGUACGCUGGACAUCCGCGUCGACUUCGUGUUUCAUUGACACAAGUCUUAAUGAGUUCAGUUUGAUGCCUCCACUCCGAUGACUUAUUCCCCUAUACGCAUCUGAUAUUAACCACCAAACUGUUAAUUGUUAUUUAAAGAUUGUUCCUACCUAAUUUCACACGUUUUAGGGUGUGAUUUGUGCAUCCACUUCUCUCUGAUAAGUAAUAUAUCUAUUCCGAGAUGUCGAGUGAGUGUUGCAGAUGUCGUCACCGUUGCAAUCAUUGGAAACUUCGGAAUUACUUAGCUUUUUGGUGUUUCGGUUUGGGUAAUAAUUUCUCAUAUGUUAUUAUGCUAAGUGCAGCUGUGGAUAUUAUACGAAAACAAGAUUCACAGAUUGAAUUCACUACGAACAUCAGUACAUAUCACAUAAACUGUACAAAGAUUGGGACGGGAAGUGUCCUGUUGGCAGAUAUACUUCCGAGUAUGAUUUUCAAGUUUAUUUCUCCAAUAUUCAUACAAAAACUUCAUUUCCACUUCAAAAUUUUAUGCGCUGUCCUACUGGCGAUUAAUAGUUUUCUGAUGGUUUCAUUUUCUCAGUCUUUCUCUACGAGUGUUUUUGGGAUUGUGUCGGCAAGUUUAUCUUCAGGAAUCGGAGAUGUUACUUUCUUAAGCAUGGUAGCUUUCUUUGACAAAUCUUGUAUUUCGGCUUGGGCAUGUGGAACUGGUGCAGCCGGUCUGAUCGGUUCACUUUAUUAUGUUAGUUUGACAUCAAUAACUACACCGGAAAUUACAUUAUGUAUUGUCAUUGUGGUUCCAUGUACUACAUUGUUAGUGUAUUUCUUCGUUCUAGACAGACCUCAUCAUGAAAAAUUUCGACUGUGUUUCAACCCUAUCGUUUCAUCGGACAAUUCCACGAUGUCAACAGAGAGGAUAAAUGCAUUGGUAACCAGUGAAGAGCCAGAGCACACUGAGAUUGAUGAUGACAAUGAUGUAAUAACUGAUUCCGAUGGGUAUAUUCAGCUGAGAAAUGAAGAUGAUAUGGUUUAUCAUGACAAUUCACAAGUUUCCAACUAUUCAUCUCUACCUGUUCUACAUCAACAACAGCCUACAUGGAAAAUAAAACUACAGCUGUUGAAGGGAAUGAUCAGUUCAUUAUUUUGUCUAGUUUCAGUUUAUUUCUUCGAAUAUUUAAUUAAUCAGUCAUUGUUUGAAUUACUUUACUUUCAAAAUACACGUUUAACUGCUCCAGAACAAUAUAGAUGGUAUCAAGUACUUUAUCAAAUUGGUGUAUUCUUAUCAAGGUCGUCAGUCAGUUUUAUUCAAUUUAAGACUACUUGGAUUAUGUCAUUGCUACAAGUCAAAUCAAUCGUCAGGAUUGCUAUAAUUCGUUAUGACAGCUGUCUAAUUAUAACCAAGAUUCUGAUACGAUCGCCUCAUUUUUUUCCUAAUAUUCAUAUUUUAUUAGACACCAUACAAAAUUAGAUAAGUAUGGGGAUUCGUGGAGAUUGUAGUAUUGUAAAGGUUGAAUUCACGAGUCGAUCUAAGCUAAACCACCAUUGAAAACCUGGAAACACUGGACGGCCGGCUCGUCCUAGUAUGAGACUCAUCAGUGCACAUCCAUAACCCCGCAUGUGGAAAUAGAACCCAGGACCGUUCUCGGGUGCAAACGUCUAAUCUCCAGACUACUAAGCCGGCAUCCAACAAUGUUAAUGACUAAUUUCAAUUUAUUCAUAAUAUUAUUAGUUGAGGUUAAGCUUUCACGCGCUAGACCGAGUGUCUUGUGUUCGUACCUCUCAUGUGGGAUCGUAAAUGUGCACUGGACGAAACGGCCGUCCAGUGCUUUCAAGUUUUCAGUAGUGGUCUGGCUUAGAUCGACUCAUGAAUUCAACUGUGAAAAUACUACAAUCCCCACAAAUCCCCAAAAUGAUGAUACUGGAAAAGUUUAGUAAUUACGUGAACGAAGUCAACAAGUAGUCAUAAUAUGAGUGCUUCUUUAUAAAUUUAUAAAGAAUUUCAAAAGUACAUAUUUUAUUUCUGACUAAUUUAUUUAAUCAAACUCGCUGAACUGUAUCCAAUAUUUAAGACUACUUUUUUUCUCUGCAUUUACUUGAUGACUUGUAUAUGUGAGUGUAAUUUUCACAUCAAGUCUUAUGUUUAACCACAUUUAUGUCUUUUCAUUCGACAUGUUCAACUAUUAAUUACAUUAACAUAUUCAUAGUAUACAGUUAUACAUAACUACUCCAACUGAAAACUUCAUUUCAAUAUACGUUACUCAUUUAUAAAAAUGUAUGGAAUAUUACUGAAUAAAAGAAUAUACUUAAUGUAUAUUGAAAAUACUGAGGUUAAUCUCAAUUAAUACACUAACUAAUUUUAUUAUUCAUGCUUCAAGAAAUGUUCAAAUAUCUACAUGUUGAUUGUGACUAAUGUUAAUAACGUUUGAUUACUUAUAGGACUUCCCUGGCAGAUGCGUAUAUAGCCUCUGUUAGGGAAGUCCUACUCACUAAAUUCUCGUGGCAUUCCUGUUGUUUACGAAAUUGAGAGGACGAAAAUCGAAUGUCCGGCGCUUUAACCGGGUUGGUGGACAUGGAGAGUUCAACUAGGGGAGUUGGAAAACCCUGAUUCCAAACCAAUGAUGCACAUGCGCUCCAGUAUCCUGAGGGAACAAAUGGCGUAUGAACCAAUUAUUGGUCACGGGCUUCCAUGGGACUGUAUUUCCUUACGAUGCUCUACUGCCUCGUGGAUCAGACCUGUAGGUCGAAGGCUCCAGGUGUGGUCCCCUAAGAACACCACUAGCUUCGGUUUGGGCACCCGGGCAGUAUCACAGCCCUCACACAUAUCAGAUGAGAUCUGUGUGGCGCAUAUGUAUUUGGUGCCUCCUUGUACCAAUAUCGAUGUGUUUAAUUAAAAAAAUAUAUACUCCUAAUUAACUAUUAUCAUUAUUUCUUUUUGUUCAAUUAUCCAAACAGGCUAUGAAUUUUGUAAUUUGUUUAUUACAAGUGAUCUAUUCUUAUAUACCAUAUAUAUGGAUAAUGUUCAUUGUGAUAUUUUGUGAAGGAUGCCUGGGUGGUUUAACUUAUGUUAACACAUUUUAUAAUAUUCUUCAAGAAACUUCUCCGAUCUAUCGUGAAUCUGCAAUGGCAAUGGCAACUGUAUCUGAUUCAAUUGGCGUAGCUGGAGCUGGAUUCCUAUCCAUAUAUUUACAUAAUUGGUUAUGUAAUAUAUUAAUUUGAUGAUUGUAUUUUAUUAAAAAUCAUUUUCAACUAACAAUCUUUACUUGUUUAAUUUGUUUUUUAUAACCGUAAUAUUAUUGUUUU